Molecule: messenger RNA, 7035 nt
Organism: Carcharodon carcharias (great white shark)
Lineage: Eukaryota; Metazoa; Chordata; Chondrichthyes; Lamniformes; Lamnidae
Product: serine/threonine-protein kinase WNK3-like
Exons: 25
Coding region: 370-7035 (2221 amino acids)
Biological process (GO): intracellular signal transduction; negative regulation of sodium ion transport; monoatomic ion homeostasis
Cellular component (GO): cytoplasm; cytosol
Molecular function (GO): potassium channel inhibitor activity; protein serine/threonine kinase activity; ATP binding
Source: RefSeq, a predicted model, not a curated record
CCAGGACAAGAUGGUUGCAUAAAAAAAAAGGGAGGGGGGGGGAAAGAAAAAAAAAAGCUCCUGAAGGAGGUUUGUUGUUGUUGUUGGUGGUGGGGGUGAAAGAAACUUUGAAAAGGAAACCCCAAAAUCUCUCCACCCUGAGAAUUUGGUGUCCUGUGACUGACUGACUGCCUGUCGUCUGAUUAAAAACUGAAGAGGAAGGCUUCUCCACGCCUGCUGAGAUGUCUGCUUUGGAAGUGCAGAGGAGCCAACCCGUCGCCGUGUCCUAAGUUUAAAAGCGGUACUUUGCCUUUGGUUGAUCUGGCGAAAGAGGUUUCUCUUUUUAUUUACCCACCCGCCCAAAAUUAAAAGUCGACCCGCGCUGGCACGAUGGCCACGGACCCAGGAGAGCCAGCCGGCCCAGGGGAUUCCCGAAAACUGGGGCGGGUGCCCUCCGGCUCCAGCCAGGGCCCGGCCGGCAAUGAGCCCGGCUCGAUCGCGGCGCCCGGCCAGGCGGAGAAGGCCGGCGGCGGCGGCAGCCCCCCGGCCCUCCUGCGGCCCGGCAGGAGCGCCGAGAACCACCGCUUUGUGCGGCGCAGCGUGGAGGUGAUCGACCGGCAGCCCAGCGCCGAGAGCCAGGUCUGCCCGGAGGGCCGGAGCGAGCCCAGGGCCGCCCAGGAAGGGGGAAAGGACGCAGCCAAGGAGAGGACUGAGAAGGAGAACGAGGAGGAGGCCGAGAUGAAGGCGGUCGCCACCUCUCCGGGAGGCCGGUUCUUGAAGUUUGAUAUCGAGCUUGGCCGAGGAGCCUUUAAGACCGUGUAUAAAGGGCUGGAUACUGAGACAUGGGUGGAAGUUGCUUGGUGCGAACUGCAGGACAGGAAGCUCACCAAAGCCGAGCAGCAGAGAUUCAAAGAGGAGGCCGAAAUGCUGAAGGGCUUGCAGCAUCCCAAUAUCGUGCGGUUUUAUGACUCCUGGGAGUCGACCUUAAAAGGGAAGAAAUGCAUUGUGCUGGUCACAGAGCUGAUGACGUCGGGGACCCUAAAGACAUACUUGAAGCGGUUCAAAGUGAUGAAGCCGAAGGUUUUGCGGAGCUGGUGCAGGCAGAUCCUGAAGGGCUUGCAGUUUCUUCACACCCGUACCCCGCCGAUUGUUCACCGGGAUCUGAAGUGUGACAACAUCUUCAUCACGGGACCCACUGGAUCUGUCAAAAUUGGGGAUCUGGGCCUCGCCACCUUAAUGCGCACAUCUUUUGCUAAAAGUGUUAUAGGCACUCCAGAAUUCAUGGCUCCAGAAAUGUACGAAGAGCAUUAUGACGAAUCAGUUGAUGUUUAUGCCUUUGGAAUGUGCAUGCUGGAGAUGGCUACCUCAGAAUACCCUUACUCGGAGUGCCAGAACGCUGCCCAGAUAUAUCGCAAAGUAACCAGCGGCAUUAAACCAGCGAGCUUCAACAAGGUCAGUGAUCCGGAAAUCAAAGAAAUUAUUGAAGGAUGCAUUCGGCAGAACAAAACUGAAAGGUUAGUAAUAAAGGACCUCCUGAGCUACGCAUUUUUCGCAGAGGACACAGGCCUGCGGAUUGAGCUGGCCAAGGAGGACAGCGGGCAGGACACCUCGCUCGCUCUGCGGAUCUGGGUGGAAGACCCCAAGAAGCUGAAAGGGAAGCACAAGGACAACGAGGCGAUCGAGUUCAGCUUCGACCUGGAGCACGACACCCCUGAAGAAGUGGCACAGGAGAUGGUCAAGUCCGGGUUUUUCCACGAGAAUGACUCCAAGCUGCUGGCCAAGUCCAUCCGAGACCGGGUGUCUUUCAUCAAGAGGAAGAGGCAGCGGACACAGCAGAUCCGAGAGAUGGAGGAGCGCCGCGGGCAGGAGGAGCAGGAGAAACUCCGGUCGCAGAUGGAGCAGAUGCAGCCCCAGACCGCUGUGGCGCCUCUGUCCGCCACAGGCUGGCAGCCUAGCCCGGCGGAGUCCGAGUAUCCCGAGGUCGACCAGCACGUCCUGCAGAAUAAGCUCCUCACGGGAACCGUUUCACUGGACGGUGUUCCCGACAACAGCCCGGGUCCCCCCGCCGUCUGUUCCGAUUCUCAGGGCGGAGUGGGUUAUACCGUCGCUUUGGAGCAGAACGUGGGCGUGCAGCAUAUUUCCUCUGGCUCGAGCGUGGAGUCUCAUCACCUGUCCGUGGGACUUCAGCAGGCGCAGCAGCAGGCGCAGGUUGUGGCUGGCUAUCCACAAUCAGUCGGGACUUCGAGCGGACAACCAGCCGGCCUCCAUCGUCACGGCAGCGACGUACGUCCCCCUGUGCCGCCGUCCUCUCAGACCCCGCCUGUCGUCUCCCAGUACAACCCUGCUGGAAUGGGGGCCUCCCCCUGCACCUCCGCAGCGGCCCUGCCGCCGCAGCCCCUGCCGACGGUGUCGCCGCAGGCCCGGAUGUCGGCCGCACCUGCCAACGCCGCCACCGCGAUGGACGCCAGCUCGCAGCCAGUGAGUAACUCUGCCGCCGUCUCCCAAACUCGCCACCCGAUGCCAUCGGUGCAGCAGCAGCAGCAACAGACUUUUCUGCCGGACACCGUGCAGCAGCUGCAACCGCUGGCGCAGCAGCAGCCGCAGAUCCAGGCCGCUUUGCAGCAGCAGCACCCCUCGGAGCAACAGCCGCCCCAGGGUCAACAGCUGCUCUUCAGUGUGCAGCAGCUCCGCCGUCCAGUGUACGUCCAGAGCCCAGCGCAGCAGCCGACGCAGCAGCCAGCGCUCCAACCGGCGCUGCAGCUGACUUUCCAGCACCAACCGGGCCCCGCACAGGAGACGCUUCCAACGACGCCUCAGACCUCGGCACAGACUCAGCAGCCCGCCCCGCAGUAUCAGCAGACCGCCCAGGCCCCGGCGGAGCUCUACCAGCACCCAGCACAGGUCCAGGCCCUACCCCAGCAGUAUCAACGGGCCGAGCAGUGCUUCCAGCCUUCUCAGGCCCACGGCCAGCUUCACGCAUAUCAGCAGCCUCCCGGGGCCCAGAGGUUUCCAAGUCCCGGCCUAGCCCAGCAGUGUCAGCAGCAGGCCCAGGCUCAGGCCCUGCAGUAUCGGCGGCAAGCCCAGGCCCAGCAGUAUCAGGCUCAAACCCAGCAGUUAGGCCAGGCCCAGGCUCAGUACCAGCAGUCUCCACAAGCCCAAGCCCAGGCCCAGCAGGUGCGUCAGCCUCGUGCCCCGUAUCAGCAGCCAGCACAGGGUCCCAGUCAGGUUCAGCCGUACCAACAGCUGUUGCAGGCCCAGUUCCAGCCCGCCGUAGCUCCCCCUCAGCAUUACCAAGCACAUGUCCAGGCCCAGACCCAUUCUCAACCUGAGCAGUACCAAUUGGCCCCUCAGGCCCACAUACAACAACAACAGCAGCAGCAGCAACAACCCGUGCAGCCUCAGGUGAUUAAUCUCCAGCAGCAGCAGCAGCUUCCGCUGUUUCAGACCGCCGUGCAACUGGCUUUACUCAACACACCACCCGCUCAGCAGCUCGGACAAUUCCAUGCACCCGUGCAGCAGCAACAGCAUCCUGUGUCCUCCCAGGCUCAGCCGCAGCAGUUGGCGGCCGGUGUGCAGCUUUUGCCAGCCCUUCAGAUGCCAGUGCCAACGACGCAUUUCCCUCCGGCGCAGCAGACUGCUUACCCCCAGGAGCCCCAGGGUCAGCCACCACAAGAGGGCCCCACCACACUGCAGGCACAUGUGGAUGUAGAGGCGCAGUCAACGUCACAUCAGGUGACUCCUGAAUCCCAGCGAUCAGCAAGACAUGUUCAGGAUUCUCUCAGUGCGGCUCCUGAUGCAAUUAAAGAGGGGGCCAAUGGAAGCGAUGUUGGGAAUGGGAAGUUGGAGAAGGCCCAGAAAUCUCAGCCAAAGAGGACAUCGUGCGCACGGGACCGGCUGGAUAAGUCGACCAAAUUCCAACUGACUGUUCUGCAGGUUUCGAAUGUGGGCGACAAUAUGGUGGAGUGUCAGCUGGAGACGCACAACAACAAAAUGGUGACCUUCAAAUUUGAUGUGGACGGCGAUGACCCAGAAGACAUAGCAAUUUAUAUGGUGGAAAGUAAUUUUAUGCUGGAAAUUCAGAAGAUGAAAUUUAUUGAAGAAAUGAGAGCGAUUAUUGCAAGUUCCCAAGAAAUCCUGACCAAUUCAUUGGAGGGCGAUCGGGGUGCAGACGUUACCGCCCAUCACCCCCCCGCAGACCCGAGCCAGGCCGACAGCAGCAGCAGUGUGCACAUAGGUGCAGAGCAGUUACAGAUGAGCCAAGCAAUCUCUCAGACAUGUGGUGAAGGCGUCCAGCACUCCUCCUCCGUUGGCCGCUGGCGAUUCUUCAUCAACCAGAAGAUAAAGAGCCGCGAGGGAGAUGGGCAGACGGACCCGCCAGCACAGGGUCCACAGCCCCAGCCCGAGGCUGAUGCGGAUAACCUCAGCCAAGAAAUGAUCCAUUUGACAACCUCAAACUCUUUGGAAGACAUAAAGCAAAUCCCAUUGGACGGUUCAGCCGCCGUUCCAACGCAGCCUGACCAGCCGGCAACACACCCCAGCAGGCUGGCGUCCUGUAGCUCCUCGUCCUCGUCCUCCUGCUGCGAUGACUGCACGCCGACUGACCGAAGCGGGACCUCUCAUCCGCCGGCAACCCUCGAACUCCGACAGGUCGCCCGCCCCCCGCCGCCCGAGGCGGACCCCCCACCUGAGGGGCCGGGGGCUUCCGAUCCGCUGCCGGCCCCCCAGCUGGAGGGGCUGGCCCCCGCCGCCUCAGCUGCCAGCCUCCAGCAGCUGGGCUCCUUGGCGCAGUCCCCCCAGCAGAGCGCCACCCAGCCCUCGUCCGUGCCCGAGUCGGACAGCGAGAGGCCGCCGAAGGUCGACUUCGCCGACAACCGCAUCAAGACCCUGGACGAGAAGCUCCGCACGCUGCUGUACCAGGGUCAGGCCGCCGAGACCCCACAGGAGCCCACGGCGAUCCCGGGCGCCGAGUCGCCCCGCUCGGCCUCCUCCAACGAAACCGCGGCGGCCUGCGCCGCUGGAGAGCCCCCGGACCCCGCUGCCGCGGCGGACCCCGCCACGCCCUCGCCCCAGCCAGCACCCCUGGAACCUGCGGCGUCGACAGAGCACGUCGCUCACUGCUCCCCCUGCGAGCCGGCGUCACCCCCGUCCACGACCACGGAAGCCGUCCAGGAGGCAGGCGCCACGCUUGCCGCGUGCUUGCCCACUGACCAGGUGGAAAAGCAACCCUUACAGCAACUGGAGAAAAGCAUCUCGGAGCCGUCAGACACUGGGACCCAGGCCUCUCAGCCGCAAGUUGGAAUAACUCAGCACCAGACUGGAGGUGGAUAUCAUGGCCUAACUUAUUCUAGUCAUAAUGCAAGCUCAAAUGUCAAAAAUGCUAUGGGUAGAAAGUCCUGGACAAUCAAAGUGAAAAGAUGGGCCGAAAAGUUAUUGCACCCGGCCGCCUUAUUCGAGAGAUCGUCUGCCCGUAAAGCCGGAGACAGUCGGAGCACCAGGGGAGGAAUCGAUCCAUCCCACCUGGAACAGGAUGGCUCAUUCAGCGUCUUCCUGGACAACCAGUCCCCCGUGCAGUUACAAGCCGGGCGAUUUCAGGUUUCUGCAGCUGUUCUGCACCCUGAAGGAGCCAUUCCACCAGACCAGCCGGAGACCUGCGCUGUGCUCGACGUCAUGACGGCCGACACGAAGGAAGGGAUGGCCUCUGGCACCCGAGAAUUGGCACAGAGGGACAUGGCUGGGCACUUCUUAGCCAGUGGAAUGUGGGACAGCGGGUCUGACACGAUGGAUGGCCCCUUGGCUUUGCCUCCCGGCUGGUACGACGAUGACACCCUCCACGAGGCCGCCGCCCGCGAGCCGGAAGACGGGCAGCUGGCUGGUGGUUGUGGCAGCAGCGUCCCAUCCGCCAACAGCCAGUGGCUGAAGGACAUCCGGCGGGGCGGCGCUGUCUGCAAGCAGCCCAGCACCGAGAGCGAGCUGUCUGUGCCGGCCAGCUACACCGACGAGACCGGGGAGUGGAUGUGCCCGGGUGCCCGGCUGGCGCUGGAGGGGGGUCAGCGCCCGCACCAGCUCAACAUGGCGUUCUGCAACUCGCCCACCUCCCCCAUGAGCAGCGACGAUGAGUCUGAGGUGGAGGACGAGGACUUGAAACGGGAGCUGCAGAGCCUGAGGGAGAAGCACAUAAAGGAAGUUGUGUACCUCCAGGCCCAGCAAAAUCAGGAGCUCCAGGAGCUUUACAAUCGACUCCACGUGCCCAAGGAGCCGGGUGAGGGCUCCCUGCAGGCCUACUCCCCACCCAGCCGUCGGCAGAGGUCGGCCAGGAACAAACUCCGGAACUCCAAGUCCCACUCUCUGAGCGCCACUCCCAUCGGUACAGGGUCGUUUGGCUACCCAGAUUCCUACAACUCCCAGCAGGCUGCCGGAGCCAAGAAAGGGACCUUCACGGACGACCUGCACAAGCUGGUGGACGACUGGGCCAAGGAGAGGAUCGGAGCCGCCAGUCUGAAGCCCAGCCUGAACGAAAUCCGGCAGAUCCAGAACCGACAGGACCUGGAGAGCCGGCAUCAACUCUGUGACGGAGCUUCCCAACACUGCAACGUGGGUUGGACAGGGACCGGAUUACAAGGCCAGGGGACGCAGCAGGCUGCGCUGCCACCAGGGAUCCCCCCGUCGAAUUCGUUCCCGGGCACCGCUGCCCCUUACGCCCUCCCGAACUUGUGCCAGUACGGUGGGAUGGCCAGAGGGGCGUACCAGACUCAAUGGACCGGGGCGGCGGCUGCAGCGGCGGCGGCGGCGGUGGUGGUGGGCUGCCCUCAGCCUGCUGGGCUGGCCCCCCCACAAGGACUGGCCCAUUGCGUGCAGACAGGCGGCAGCUUUCAGUGCAGCCGAGCUGACUCCGAUGGGAGCCGGGCUGUGUCGUCGCCGUCCUUGCCAAGUGCCUCAGGGAGGGAGGCACUUGAAAAGAUAAGCCUAAAUGGGUGCCGUGGUUCGGAUGUUCUGUCGCCGGAAUCGAAUGGACAAUUCCCCAUUUCCAAGUUGGAACUCUUAUUUCUCGGUUUUUAG